AUGGCUUUUUUCUUCUUUGUUUCGCCUCUUUUCUCAGCCCUGUCCCGUGAGCCUUAUUUCGUGAUAGGGGGCUUGAUGGCCACAAAACGCCGCAAGGCACAUUUGACACACACGCACUCCGUGUUCUCCUAUUCCGAGCAGGCAGGCAGGCAAGUAGGCAAACCCGUCAUCCAUUCACGGGAUGGAUGGCGUCGCGACUAUCGCCGCCGCAGAAGAAGACGUAGCCGCGUCCUCGCCGCCUCAUUGGACACACGGGGUCCUCCAGACGUUCUUCUUCAGCACAGGGCGGCAGGGAACAUGGGGGCUGCACGGCUGGUGGGCGGCGGCGGCGGCGGCGGCGGAGAAAGACAGCAGAAGCGUGUGUGUGAGAGAGAGACACCACCGCCACCAUAG
Molecule: messenger RNA, 393 nt
Organism: Purpureocillium takamizusanense
Lineage: Eukaryota; Fungi; Ascomycota; Sordariomycetes; Hypocreales; Ophiocordycipitaceae
Exons: 1
Coding region: 1-393 (130 amino acids)
Source: RefSeq, a predicted model, not a curated record